UCGCCCUGAGGGUCCUCCCCGGAAGUUCCCGUCACCCCCGCAAGUUCCCGUCACCCCCGCGGCAGCAGGUGCCUCUCCGCGUCGCGCCGCGCCGCGCGCCUCACGGAUCUCGCUAUUGCCGACCACUGCUGAGGAGCCCCUGGCACGGGAAACCUGGGUGUGCCAGGCCCUCAGCUCCGGCCGGGCGGCCCACAGGGCGCCUCGCCCAGACGGGCGUUCCAUGAAGCUUAACACUCAAGCUUGAGGAGGACGAGAGCCCGGCUUCAGGAGCAGUGGAGAAUAUUAAUAGAGGGCUGCCAGGAAGGUCGCUCACUCUUGUGGACUUUAAGGUUCAGGCACGGCAGUCCUCCAUGGCUCCUUACCACAUCCGCAAAUACCAGGAGAGUGACCGCACACAGGUCCUGGACUUGUUCUUCCAUGCACUGGAUGAGUAUGGCCCUGCCUCCUUCCGCCACAUCCUGAAGCUGCCCCGAACCUUGAUGCUCUUGCUUGGGGUGUCCCUCGGCCUCCUCCUGGUCUCUGGCUCCUGGCUGCUGGCCCUCAUAGCCAGCCCCACCCUCCUCACUGCUCUGAGAUUCCUCUGCAAAUACCCCUGGACCAAGUUUACAGCCGACUGUUUGCGCACAGACAUGUCCAACAUCACCAAGUCCUACUUGAGUGAGCCCGGCUCCUGCUUCUGGGUGGCUGAGGCUGAGGGGCAGGUGGUGGGCAUCGUCGGGGCGCUGCCUGUCAAGGAGCGCUCCCUGCACAAGGAGCAGUUGGAGCUGCUUCACCUGUGCGUGGCCUUGGAUCGCCGAGGUCAGGGGAUAGCGAAAGCCCUGGUCAGGACCGUCCUCCAGUUCGCGCGCAACCAGGGCUACAGCCAAGUCGUCCUCACCACCAGUAUGCUGCAGCACUCAGCCUUGGCCCUCUACCAGCGCAUGGGCUUCCAGAAGUUGCAUCAGUUCUCCCCCCUGUGCUGGAGGCUACUUGCUGUUCCUUUGGUUACGUUUGUCUACUGCCUGCCCUCUGCUCAGGCCUUUUGGGAACAUGAGUAGGAAGGUGGCUCACGAUCCUUUUCCUGGUGGCUUAGGAGAGGGCCGGCUCUACUGAGGUAGCAAGCAAACCCCAAAGUCUCAGUGUGAUGGCACAGUGAGAGCUUAUUGUUCCUUCCGUGGGAUCCAGGGGGAUGGUGGUGGGUGGCUCUGUUCCUUUCUGUCUUUUGGGGUGGCUGCUGUUUGAUUUAUCUAGCUCCACGGGAAGGCUGCAUUAAAACAAAUGAAUAAAACAAAUACA
Molecule: messenger RNA, 1275 nt
Organism: Mustela lutreola (European mink)
Lineage: Eukaryota; Metazoa; Chordata; Mammalia; Carnivora; Mustelidae
Gene: NAT8
Product: N-acetyltransferase 8 (putative)
Exons: 2
Coding region: 351-1037 (228 amino acids)
Molecular function (GO): N-acetyltransferase activity
Source: RefSeq, a predicted model, not a curated record